AUGGACCAUGCCAGAGCAGCAAUCUCUAACUGGUUUAACGGCGAGCCAUCCUCGUACACACGCUUCAGCAUUGCCCGGCAAACAGAUGGAGACAACAGCCAUGUGGAGAUGAAUCUGGCUGCUGAUGAUGAGGAAGGAGGGGAAACUGGGAGACCAGAGCAACCACAUGCUAGCAUACCUCCUCCAUGGAGGAGGGGCAAGAACUUCUGCUUCCUAGUCAUCGUGGCAGCCCUCCUCCUUUUGAUUGGGUUUCUGAUCGGCUAUUUGAGUUAUCGUGGACGGAUGCAGAAGGCUAGCAGGUGUCUGGAUGGAAGUGGCAGGUGUGAGAUGACUCCUACUGCAUCUUACUUAGCGGAUGGUGAUGACACUGAGGAAGAAGAGGUUUCUGGACCACCUAUCUUCUACUGGCCUGAUCUCAGAGACCUGUUGUCAUCAAAAGUGUCAGCCAAACGUCUUGAGGACAGCCUGAGGCAGAGAGCAAAUAUGGACUCUGUUGAAGCUGGCAGUACUGAAGAUGAGAACCUUGCCAGCUAUAUUCAUGAGCAGUUCACCAGCCUCCUCUUGGAUGAAGUGUGGAAUGAUGAGCACUACAUUAAGCUGCAGGUCAAGGGCAGUAGUGACAACAAAGUGUCUAUUUGGGAAAAUGAAAGAGAAGAGGAGCUGGAGAGUCCCGUGGCAUAUGUGGCAUACAGCAAGAGUGACUCAGUUGCUGGCAAACCGGUCUACGUGAACUAUGGGCUGAAAGAUGAUUUUCAGUUUAUACGGAACUGGGGUGGUUCGCUGAAUGGAGCUAUAGUCAUCUUCAAAGCUGGAAAAAUAACUCUUGCCGAGAAGGUAAGCGAUCUGCUCCAAAACCUGGCCAAACUUGCUAGCAGGAGCUGUGCUUCCUCCUCUUUGAGACACAGAG
This is a messenger RNA of Apaloderma vittatum (bar-tailed trogon), 907 nucleotides long. Its product is annotated as transferrin receptor protein 1-like. The record is from RefSeq and is a predicted model, not a curated record. Gene Ontology annotation, cellular component: external side of plasma membrane. Gene Ontology annotation, biological process: intracellular iron ion homeostasis; iron ion transport. The transcript is spliced from 6 exons. NCBI's taxonomy places the organism in Eukaryota, Metazoa, Chordata, Aves, Trogoniformes, Trogonidae. The annotation marks the transcript as partial.